This is a messenger RNA of Galendromus occidentalis (western predatory mite), 1848 nucleotides long. Its product is annotated as aladin. Gene Ontology annotation, molecular function: protein binding. Gene Ontology annotation, biological process: nucleocytoplasmic transport. The transcript has 10 exons. The record is from RefSeq and is a predicted model, not a curated record. Lineage: Eukaryota; Metazoa; Arthropoda; Arachnida; Mesostigmata; Phytoseiidae. Bases 111 to 1634 code for a protein of 507 amino acids. Gene Ontology annotation, cellular component: nuclear pore.
GGUCUGUCGUAUUCUUGGCGCCACCGGCAGCAAACAGGAUUGGAACCGCGAGCUCCUUCGAGCUGAAUUCACAAGUAUAAGGCGCCAAGCCCGUCUGGGAUCCUCCGAAGAUGCGGAUUUAUACGUUGGCCGAGUUCCCACCUGCACCGAAAAUAGGACUGUUGACGCUCGAGGAAGCUGAGGGACGAUUUUACAAUGAGCAAGAGACAGAGAACCUUCUUCAAGCUUACCACAAAGACUCGUUCCCCGAAAUGUCCCUCAUCCGGCUGCAGGACGAGCUCAAUAGACCCUGUUCGGGACCGUUGAAUGCGAAAGCGCAUAUUAUACGACCUGUCACCAGUGACCAGUUGGCUCUUCUCUGGGAAUCGUACAGUGAACACGGAGUUUACGGACUCCUCGAUCACAUCUCGGGAGUGCAGACGCAACCGCUCAGAGUCCUGGCCCUACCGGCACGCUGCGCUCUAAAUAGUUACCACUUCGCCGGCCACGUUUUCGCUUUUUUGCGUGGAUUGGUCUUCCCUCAACUGCAGCUGAGCACGGACGAGAUCUGCUCGAAAUACUCGGAGGUGAGCAUGUGGAGUUCGGGCUUCGUGCGAGCAAUGGCCUGGCAUCCGGGAACCAAGAAACUAGCCAUAGCGCUGCGAAAUGACUCGGUCAUCUUGUACAGUAAGAACUGCGCGACGAGUUCAGAGCUCAGACACCCGAAGCAGAAAGCAGUAACGUCGGUCGCGUUCAGACCGUUCAGUGGGAGUCAAAUCGCCGUCGGAGGUGAGUUAGGUCUCGUCCUGUGGAACAUUCCUGCGGCGAUCACGGUGAAGACUCCAACCAUGCAUUCAGCCUCGGUCCUACUCCCGGGCAGAUUGAUAAGCUCACUCGCAUGGCAUCCGGACGGCAAUGUUCUCGCGGCUUGUUCGGCCAGAUUCGGCGACAUAGUGAUGAUAAGUCCAGCGACUGGAGAGAUCGUGGCAUUGACGACCUUCUCCUUCCUGCCGUCCGCUCAUCUGCUCCGAUGGUCUCGGGACGGUUAUCGGAUAUUUGCCCCAUCUCCGAACGGAGGUUUCUCUAUCUGGGAGGGCAACCCCGUAUGGGACGCCCAGUGUUACGCCUCACAAGUUGUCACAGCGGCUUGCUGGAGUUACGAUGGAUGUCAUCUUCUGUACACCGUCGCAGGAAAAGCCGUCGUCUACCACGUCAGCCUGAACCCCGUCGGUGAACCGAUGGCCGCGGUGCCACAGCCUCGGCCGAUUAUAAAACUAGAAGGACACCCCGAGAAGGUCUCCGGUGAGGCGUCUCUCAUGGAAUGGGAUCCGCACUCCCAGCGGCUGGCGAUCGCUUUUAAAGCAAACACGCGACUCAUCGCAGUUUUCAAAACGAAAAUCAAACCCCUGUUCGACUUACAACCACUUGGCUACAUCAGAGGACCCGCUAUUCCGGAAGCCAUGAAGUUCUGCGAAGAGCACGACGAAGGAGCUCUACUCAGUGUGUGCUGGUCCAAUGGCCACGUGCAGCACAUAAAGAUGCACUUCGAAAUAUCUGCCGCAGACCGCUCAGUCGUCUUGAGUCGCAACGCUGUCAGUGAGCUGAGUGGGGACUUCUCUGACGAAUCUCGGAUAAGCACUGGGGCUCAUUAUUAGGUAUGGUGAUGUCGAUGUUGCUGAUAGUGGUAGGACUCAGUCUGGACCCAUGGAUCACUCAUUCCUUAGUGACUUAAGAACAGGUACCCGGUGAUUGGUAUGGACAUGUUAUUCCAUACCGGAUGAUCCGAGUUCGCCCCGUAAGGUGUCCAGCAGUUGAUUCGCGAAUGAGGACAUUUUAGCCUUCUGUAUAUAAAUGAAUAAAGAAUAUACG